CCCCCCCCUCCUUAUUUGUUGUGGAAUGGAUUUAACAGAGGGAUCCCGGCCAGGGUGUGAAAUACUCACACACAGCGCGCACCCAGCACGCACACCCACACCACUCCAAACCCAGUUCUUGCGCACACACUCUCACAGACACACACCCUCACUGACACAUUUGCAGCGGUCUGCCUAUACAGCCCUCGCCCUGCCUACUUCUCCCUCAGUAUCUCACUGACUCGGGUAAGGAGCACACUGCCACCUGCUUUGGAUUACCAAGUCACCAUCCCACACAGAGGAGACAGAGGGAAUAUAAUACAGGACGUCUGCCGGGAAACGGACAGCCCCGACAACAGUACAGAGCAAUAUGGGGAGCAGCAUGUCAUGUGUUCCACAACACAACUUCACGUUCUCCAGCAAAAGUUUCAUACGCAGGAACAGCAGCCGCUUGUUCCGUAAGAAUAAUCCACAGGAAGGACAGGAAAAGUCCAAUAGCAUCAUCAAUAUUCUCUGCACCGUCACUCCCAGGAAGGAGAUGACCCACAAAGACCUGCAAAAGAUCGAGAACAUAAAGUGGGACCCUCCAUUUCCUUAUGACCCGGCCAGUGGCUGGAAGAAGAGCAGCAUCAAUGUCAAGAACUAUGGCAGGAUGGUUCACAGCUCUAAAGUUCGCUUCCGCUUUCUCCACUGCCAGGAUGUGCAUGACUGCUUCCUGGAUCUCUUCCAGACACAUCUUCAUUUUGUUUCAAACAACACUACUGGACUCACCUACCAGGGGACCCUUCCUCUGAAAGAGCUCACAAUCUGCAAUCUGCAGCAGAACUGUAACCACAGCCAGCCCCAGGAGUUUGCCUUCCAGAUCAACGGUGUCAGCCUGAACCCUAUUGUCGUCUACUGCUCCAACCAGAAAGAGAUGGACUUGUGGUUUGGUCUGCUCAAAGAACACAUUGAGAUCAAUGGGGGCACCCCCAUCACAUCUAUGGAGGCCUUCGCCAGGCUUAAGAACCUAGAGGAAGGCAGGGAAGGAAAGGACGAACUGAGGAACUCUAUCAGUAAAGAACCUAUUUACGAGUGGGAGGGCUCUCAGCGGGAGAGUUUGGGGCCUAUUGUCUACGUGACCAAAGUCCUCCUGCAACACCUCCCCUGUCAGGAACAAAGUGACAGAUUACUGGUAAUGUACCCCAGCACUCUGAUCAUCUUGUCAGAAGAGAGCCAUGGGCUUUUCUACAAGGGGAAACUUCCACUCAACAUGAUCACUGUGACCACACCCUGCCAGGAGGUCAAGGCCAACACCUUCAAGAUUGAAGGUAAGCUGAUAAACCCUAUAGUGGUGACCUGUUUGGAUAAGAAGGAGUUCUACGACUGGAUCCAGCAUUUCAAAGACUUCGAUGUCCCAGUUCUCAGCCCCCCGCCUCCUGUUUAUGACAUCAUCUACACCCCCACACCAAGAGAGGCUCCAGAAUUUAAUAGGUGGAGUUAUCACAGCCAGAGCCAGGGUUGUAACAGCCAGAGCCAGGGUUGUAACAGCCAGAGCCAGGGUUGUAACAGCCAGAGCCAGGGUUGUAACAGCCAGAGCCAGGGUUGUAACAGCCAGAGCCAGAGCCGUAGUGAGUCUCUCAAACUGGGGCAUUCCUACAGCGGAAGAGGAUCUGGGUCCCACCACCUCCAGUUCCCCCCUAGACAUGAAGAAAAUCCUCUGUCCCCAGGUUACACAGAACCCCUAUGUUACACUUCCAGUCGGCCCUCCUCCACCGAGACGGCUUGGCUGGGCAGCCGCAAUAACAGUAUGUCGUCCCACGCCGCCAGGCCCGAGCGUGACCUCCGACCUUUGUCAAUGCGCUACUCCUCCCCACAGCACUGCUCCUACCUCCCUCCAGAGGGACCAGAAGGGGUGGUGCUGUAUCCCGUGUACAACACGCCAUACUCAGGCCAGCACUGCGACACAGCCAGCACCCCACAGAGACUGGAGAAAGCUACCCUCAUCAAGUCCAGCAGCUGGAGCACCCCGGAGACAUACUCGUCCCUGUCCAAGCCACAGCGCCACUCUGACCUGUGCGCUCCCCGGCAGCCCCUGUCGCCCCUGUACGAUGAGCCCUGUACCCCUGGACCCUACAGGCACGAGGAGGAGAACCGCUCCCGGCAGCAGCCAACAAUGCAGGGUUGGAGAGGCCAACCACAGAAGCAGCAGGACCCUCAUCUCCUACCCUCUUCCUUCCAGCUAAACGCUCCUCCUCCGGGCAAGCGUAGCCAGAAGAGCUUGGUGCUCUGUCGAGGCCAGGGGGUGGAGAGGGAGGACUCCGAGUCUCCAGCCGAACAGAGAGCAGAGGCUGUUUCCAGACUGAGGCUGCUGCCUGAUCCCAAAUCAAACCAAGAGGAGAGGCUCUUCCAGUUAAUGGCUACUAUGAACAAUCCCAAGAAUCUGUAUGGUUACUCACCAGAUCACAACUCAUACCUUCAACCAUGUGAGCCAGAUGACCAGGAAAUAGACUAUGACAACAUUUGGUAGUACAACUGCAGUACUGAGAUGAUUCAACCCGUGUCUGGAAUUUCACCACACAGGAUGGGAUUAGACUUUGGGGCCAGAGGCCUGGGUGCCAUGGCAACCCACCAGCGGAGAUGAAGAUAAAAUCAAACAAACGCCAGUGCUCAUCUGGACAUGUGCAAACAACAGAUCUCUAUCAGUGAGCCAUACAACAACCCAUCGUGUGAACUCACAACUGCCUAUUAUGGUCACAAAAUGGCAUCCUAUUCAAUAUACUGUACAAUAGGCUCUAUUUAAGAGUAGUGACUGCUCUAUAUAGAGAACAUGGUACCAUUUGAGAAGCAUACCAUGUCAUCAACAAACCUAAUGAACAAAGGAUUUUUGUCUAUACUUAAAAUAAGAUUGCAUACAUGGAAACACCUCCAAGGACAUCAAAAAGUUGAAUCGAUGCGCUACCCUGAAUGGUUUAACAGCUAUGAGUUUAUGAAAAUGUAAGACACAUAGAUUCCACUGGUUGUUAAUGUAACAAUAAAUGUAAAGUGCAAAACAUA
Messenger RNA from Esox lucius (northern pike), 3015 nucleotides. It is a transcript of the gene plekhn1, whose product is annotated as pleckstrin homology domain containing, family N member 1. Gene Ontology annotation, biological process: positive regulation of apoptotic process; response to hypoxia; 3'-UTR-mediated mRNA destabilization. The transcript is spliced from 16 exons. Bases 350 to 2488 code for a protein of 712 amino acids. NCBI's taxonomy places the organism in Eukaryota, Metazoa, Chordata, Actinopteri, Esociformes, Esocidae. Gene Ontology annotation, molecular function: phosphatidylinositol phosphate binding; phosphatidic acid binding; phosphatidylserine binding. Gene Ontology annotation, cellular component: cytoskeleton; mitochondrial membrane. The record is from RefSeq and is a predicted model, not a curated record.